GGCGGUUGGCUCGGCCGGGAGGCGGGUGCACGUGCGGGCGGGGGCGAUGCGUCACAGAUCGGUGAGGCGCGGCGGAGGGGUCGGCUUCCCUCCCGAGCCUUCGGCUGGGCCCCGUCUCAGAGGAACAAGGAUGAAUAUGACUCAAGCCCGGGUUCUGGUGGCUGCAGUGGUGGGGCUGGUGGUUGUCCUGCUCUACGCCUCCAUCCACAAGAUUGAGGAAGGGCACCUGGCUGUGUACUACAGGGGAGGAGCUUUACUAACUAGCCCCAGUGGACCAGGCUAUCAUAUCAUGUUGCCUUUCAUUACUACGUUCAGAUCUGUGCAGACGACACUACAAACUGAUGAAGUUAAAAAUGUGCCUUGUGGAACAAGUGGUGGAGUCAUGAUCUAUAUUGACCGAAUAGAAGUGGUUAACAUGUUGGCACCUUAUGCAGUGUUUGAUAUUGUGAGGAACUACACUGCAGAUUAUGACAAGACCUUAAUCUUCAAUAAAAUCCACCAUGAGCUGAACCAGUUUUGCAGUGCCCACACACUUCAAGAAGUUUAUAUAGAGUUGUUUGAUCAAAUAGAUGAAAACCUGAAGCAAGCUCUGCAGAAAGAUUUAAACGUCAUGGCCCCAGGACUCACUAUACAGGCUGUGCGUGUCACAAAACCCAAAAUCCCAGAAGCCAUAAGAAGAAAUUUUGAGUUAAUGGAGGCUGAGAAGACAAAACUACUUAUAGCUGCACAGAAACAAAAGGUUGUGGAGAAAGAAGCUGAGACAGAGAGGAAAAAGGCUGUUAUAGAAGCAGAGAAGAUUGCACAAGUGGCAAAAAUUCAGUUUCAGCAGAAGGUGAUGGAGAAAGAAACUGAAAAGCGCAUUUCUGAAAUUGAAGAUGCUGCAUUCCUGGCCCGAGAAAAGGCAAAAGCAGAUGCUGAGUAUUAUGCGGCACACAAAUAUGCCACCUCAAACAAGCACAAAUUGACCCCGGAAUAUCUGGAGCUCAAGAAGUACCAGGCAAUUGCUUCUAACAGUAAGAUCUACUUUGGCAGCAACAUCCCUAGCAUGUUUGUUGACUCCUCUUGUGCUUUGAAAUAUUCAGAUGUUAGGACUGGAAGAGAAGGCUCCCUCCCCUCUAAGGAGGCUCUUGAACCCUCUGGAGAGAGCCUCAUCCAAAACAAGGAGAGCACAGGUUGAUGCAAGAGGUGGAAAUAUUCUCCAUAUCAAGAUAUGUGGCCCAAGGGGUUAAGUGGGAACAAUGGUUGUACGAACUCUUCAGAUUUACAGAGAACUUGGGCUUCCUCUGUUCUGCCUCUCCUGUGAUAGUCUUCGUUUGUCAGCUGAUUGCAGGAUAGAACCAGCUGUCUGGCACUCAAAUGGUCUUUUCAGCCACAGUUUUAAGCAUCCUGUAUGUGUUCCUUUCCAAACUGGUACUCAUGAACAAGGGAAAGUCUGAUGCUAAGAUACUGCCUGCACUGGAAUGUUAAACACUAAAUAUAUAACAAGCUGUGUUUUUCUAAGCUGAAAUCUAUUGAAUAAUGUUUACAUUGGUCCCCGGGGAAAUAUAUGCUCAGCCAAUCAAGAGUUGGGAGGCCUGAGAGAAGGCGGCAAAGAUACGGUAAGUUAAUGAAGACUGAUUGCACCUGGGACCCAGGCUCUCUCUUUGGGGUCCAGUCUCAGCAUUCAUCCAUGUGAUUAACGUCGAGGCCACUGAAGUUCCCCAGGAAAUGAUCUUCCACUUGAGCAACCAUUAACUUGAUACAAUUUGCACCUUUCUGUUUUCCUACAGUGAAGUUGGUGGCCUACAGAGACCUGUGAUUGGCCACCCAACCAGAGAUUCCUCAUAGAGAUUCCUAAUCACUACUUUAUUGCAUUAGUAUGCUCAGAGAUAAAGAGGGCUUGGUUUGAAGUUUUGGAUAAGAUGAAACCUUUGCUCUGAACCAAAGCUCUGGGGCCCUGCGUUCGCUCCACUGGGUGAUGACUGUCAGCGUCACUGCCCUAGGCCAUGGGUGACUAAGGUGCCUGGUUUUAAGCCACAGCGAACUCCUUUCAGCUAUGGCUGGCUAAGAGUGGGACAGGGCUUUAACCGGAAACAGAAGCAGCAUACAAUUCCUAGCCAUUCACUGCACAGUGUUUUAUCAUAAUUGCAGGAAGUUUUUUGUUUUUAAAACUGGAUUUGGGGUAUAUUCAUUGACCUCAGCACUUCUGUCUAAAGGCCAAAUCCUAGGGCAGCCACGGCACUAGCACAUUGAUUCUCCUUAAUACUGUUCGUCAGGAGCCCCAUAUAGUGUGGAUGGAACAAAGAGUAACCUAGAAAGCAUCUUUGCCAUCUUUGUCUCCUACUCUCCCAGCCCUGAGAUGCUUAAAUCAAAGUUGUUUCUCCACCUUUCACCUUACUAGGAGAUCAUGACUCCUGACCUGGGCAGCCAGUGAAUUUAAUUUUUCAUGAGAGGAUGACAUAGUUAACCUGUGGCUACAGGAGACCUAGUUCAUCUGGACCUUUUUUUCCCUCAGAUUGACUUUCCUGGAACAGUGUGCUGCGUAGUUAGGCCCGAGUUUAUGCGACUUGUUGAAACACCUCUUUUGUACAUUCUUUUGGAGCUAGACAAAAAAGUCAUGGGACCACUUCCAGAAACCUUUCAGCUGUCAGUCCUGUUGGUCUCAUGACAGCUCAUGGGUUGUGCCAAACACUUUAUUGGGAAAGGAAAGCCCAGAUUUGAAUGGGUCUUUUCCCUGGGCCUUAUGUUAUAUAGAGGCAUUUGUAAUAUGGAGAAAAAAAAUUUUGUUUUUGCUCAUUUAAUUCUAUAAGUUCUCUUUAUGAGUGAAUUUUGGGUUUUUUAGCCCUCCUUAAAAGAACUUUUGAAUUAUAAAAAUAAACUCUUAACCUGUUAUUGUUGCUACAGAUAAAUAAUGAUUGUUGUAGGAAAUCUGGAUCAUUGAUCUCUGCUUUCAUUCCUAGAGAUGUUUUCUGUUCUUAUGAGCAAAAAGCUGUUGCCCCAGAGUGAUGGCUAUGGGUUUUCUUACUAGCCACAAGCCCUGGUGGCAAGGCUGAGGAGCAGGGAAGUACUGUUGGGAGGUUCUGAAGAAAGCACUUCCGCUUCCACUCCCCAUGGAGUGUGCUUCCCUGUGCCCACUCAGUGCGCUCUGGCUAUCCUUCAGGGAUGUUCCUUUGGCAAGAUAUACACUGUAAUCUUGAAGUCUAAAUUUAUAUGUGAAAUGCUACAUUUUUUAAAAUAAGAAACUAAAUAAAAUUAUUUUACUAUCA
Lemur catta (Ring-tailed lemur) is the source of this 3245-nucleotide messenger RNA. RefSeq names its product ER lipid raft associated 1 (gene ERLIN1). Gene Ontology annotation, molecular function: cholesterol binding; ubiquitin protein ligase binding. The record is from RefSeq and is a predicted model, not a curated record. Gene Ontology annotation, biological process: SREBP signaling pathway. NCBI's taxonomy places the organism in Eukaryota, Metazoa, Chordata, Mammalia, Primates, Lemuridae. Gene Ontology annotation, cellular component: endoplasmic reticulum; endoplasmic reticulum membrane. The transcript has 12 exons. The coding region runs from base 47 to 1177 and encodes 376 amino acids.